Messenger RNA from Alligator mississippiensis (American alligator), 5424 nucleotides. RefSeq names its product TLR4 interactor with leucine rich repeats (gene TRIL). Gene Ontology annotation, cellular component: extracellular matrix. The transcript has a single exon. The record is from RefSeq and is a predicted model, not a curated record. The coding region runs from base 93 to 2114 and encodes 673 amino acids. Lineage: Eukaryota; Metazoa; Chordata; Crocodylia; Alligatoridae. Gene Ontology annotation, molecular function: protein binding.
CGCAGCCCAGAGGAGGGGCCGAGUAGCGGGCGCCGGGCGAUGCAGGAGAGACACAAAGGCGGCGGGGGAAGGAGCCCGCAGCUCGUCCCGGCAUGGAGCCGCGGCGCGGGGCCGGCCUGAUGCUGCCGCAGCUCCUACUGCUGCUGCUGCUGCUGCCGCCCGCCGCCCGGCCGCUGUGCCCGGAGCCCUGCGACUGCCAGCAGCAGCGGCACGUCGUGUGCACCAACCGCGGGCUGCGGGCCGUGCCGCGCCCGCCUGCCACCGCCGCCGCGCAGGACGUGCUGACCUACAGCCUGGGCGGCAACUUCAUCGCCAACGUGUCGGCCGCCGACUUCCAGCGCCUGGCCGGGCUGCAGCGCCUGGACCUGCAGUACAACCGCAUCCGCUGGCUGCAGCCGCAGGCCUUCGAGCGCCUGGGCCGCCUGGAGGAGCUGUACCUGGGCAACAACCUGCUGGCGGCGCUUCCCCCCGGCGCCCUGGGCGGCCUGGCGCGGCUGCGCAUCCUCUACGUGAACGCCAACCAGCUGCGCCGCCUCAGCGCCGCCGCCUUCGCCGGCCUGGGCAGCCUGGUCAAGCUGCGCCUGGACGGCAACGCGCUGGGCGCGCUGGGCGAGGCGGGCUUCGCGGGGCUGCCCAACCUGCUCUACCUGCACCUGGAGUCCAACCGCAUCCGCUGGCUCGGCCGCGGCGCCUUCUCCGGCCUGGCCAAGCUGCGCUUCCUCGACCUGUCGGGCAACCCGCAGCGCGCCCUGCGCCAGCCCGCCGCCUUCGCGCCGCUGCGCUCGCUGCACACGCUGCUGCUGGGCGGCAACCGGCUGCAGCGCCUGGGCGGCGCGCCCUUCCGCCACCUGCCCGGCCUGGCCACGCUCUCGCUCAGCGGCAACCGCCUGGCGCACCUGGCGCCCGACGCCUUCGCCGGCCUGGCGGCGCUCACCGAACUGCGCCUGGAGGGCAACGCGCUGUCGCGCCUGCCCGCCGGGCUGCUGGAGCCGCUGCGCAGCCUGCAGGCGCUGGACCUGAGCCGCAACGCGCUGCGCGCCCUGCCGCCGCUCGGCCGCCUGCCCCGCCUGCGCGACCUCCGCCUGCGCCACAACGCGCUGGCCACGCUGCCGGCCGACCUGCUGGCCGCCAGCCCCGCGCUCGCCCGCCUCGAGCUGGACGGCAACGCCUGGAGCUGCGACUGCCGCCUGCGCGGCCUGCAGCGCGGCCUGGCCGCCCGGCGCGCGCGCCUGCAGUGCCGCAGCCCGCCCGCGCUGGCCGGCGCCGACCUGGCCUCCGUGCCCGCCGCGCAACUGCCGCCGCCGCCCGACGGCACGCCCUGCUCCGCGCCCCCCUCCGCCGCCAACGCGCCCAACGCCAGCGCCGCGCCCCCGCCUCAGCCCGCCGCCCCGCUCGUCUCCGACCCCUGCGACUUCAACAAGCGCUUCCUGCGCAACCUGUCGGUGGAGGCGGUGGGCGCCAGCGCCGCCUCGCUCCGCUGGGCCGUGCGGCCGCACCGCAGCCCGCGCCUGCUGGGCCCCGCGCGCUUCCGCCUGCUCUUCGACCGCUUCGGCGCUGCCGCGCCCUUCCCGCGCUUCGUGGAGCUGCCCGAGCGCAGCGAGCCGGCCGCCACGCUGCGGGACCUGCGGCCCGACACGCCCUACCUGGUGUGCGUCGAGGCCGUGUUGGGCGGCCGCGCCUGCCCCGUGGCGCCGCGGGACCGCUGCGCCGGCCUCGUCACGCUGCCCGACGGCGGCGCGGCGGCCGGGCCGGACGCGCAGCUGCUCACGCUGGUGCUGCUGGCGCUCAACGCGCUGCUGCUGGUGGCGGCGCUGGCGGCCUGGGCCUCGCGCCUCGUGCGCAGGAAGGUGCUGGGGCGGCGGCGGCGCAAGGCGGCGCCCGUCCACGUGCGCCACGUCUACUCCACGCGCCGCCCGCUGCGCUCCACCGGCACUGGUGUCUCCGCCGACUUCUCCGGCUUCCAGGCGCCGCGCCCGGGCCGCGGCGCCGCUGCUGCCGCCUGCGCGCUCAGCGAGGCCGACCUCAUGGACUUCCCCUGCGAGCGCUUCCUCGACAGCAGCGGCGUUGGCGCCCGCCACGGCGACGAGCACCUGUUGCAGCGCUUCGCCGACUGAAGCCGGGACUACCGCUCCCGGCUGGCCCCGCACCCGCGCCUCGGUGCCGCGGAGCCUGCUGGGAGCUGUAGUUCGGGGAGGAGGAGGAGAAGUGGCGGGGGGGGGAUAGCCUCGCGUGGGUUGCAGCCACGUGGGAGCUCCCUGCGCCACCCCGUGGAGGAGUGGAACAAGGGGCCCCGGCGGGUUUCAUUGGGUUCCGCUCCCAGCUGCCUGGGGGCAGCAGCGUGCUCCCGCCUGGGGGCUCCUCCCCGCUCCUGCCAGGAGCAGAUGUAGCCUGGCACAGCCUCUCUGCUGUCAUCUCCUCCAGGGAAGCCUUGUGUUUGUGAGGAGCCCUUUAGAAUAACCACUAGCCCAGCAGUUCCCAAAUUCGGACAGGUUGUCCACAGCCAGUUUAAUACCAGACAACCUUAAGUACCACCAGCACAUUUUUCAAUUCAGCCUUAGGUACCACCAGCAACUCUUUGGCAUUACAAUACAUAUGUUAAUGCCUACCACUGGCAGGUUGACUGUGUACCACUGGUGGUACCCGUACCGCGGAUUGGGAACCACUGCACUAACCUAAUCCUGCCUUUUAAGACACUCUCAAGAAGAGCAAGCCUACUUGAGCCAAUACAGGCAUGGGGUGGGAUGUCUUCUCCCCACCCUGGACCCAUCAGUGGAUGUAGUAUCUUUUAGGACGUCUCUUUGGACUGGGUUGAUAUGGGCCAAGCUGACAAGUAUCUGGUCCAAUAACUUGGAACAAAAACUGUGGUUUCCAACAAACUUUUUUUUAAUACAUCAGCACUGUGGUUGGAGCAUGAAUGUUUUAAAACAGGAGUAAAAUGGACCUGGGAGAGGAAUGGGAAGAGUUUGAAACCAUUUGUUUUAACGCAGAACAUUUGGGGAGGGAGGAGAGGGUGGCAGAUGAGGUCGUGGGGGGGCGAUACUUUUUUUACACAGAAAGCAGUAAUGCAACUGGGUAGUUCUAUAGGAAUUAUAUUGCUUACACCACUAGGGAAAACGUACAAGUUGUGUAACACGUUUACAGUGAAUUCUUUUUAAAUUAAUACUGUUUGGUACUUGUACACUUUACUGUGUGUGUUAGUUCUCUGGGUACAUAGUCAGGCAGUAGACCACAGACUAUCAAAUACUCCAUCUUCGUAGUUACGGGAGUGGAUGCAAAGGUGAAGUGUCGAUUGACAGAUGGCGUAGAUGUGCUAAUAAUAGAUGGAGGGUAUUUCAGAAAUGUGAAGCAACCUUAUAUCAAGAAAUCAUUCUUUUCUUAGCUUUGCUGUAUUAAAAUUAGAAGCUUUUUUUUUUUACAUGUUUGUACCUCACUGUGAAAUCACAAGUUUUUAUAUGUUAUUCUAGGUUUCACAAUGUCUUUCUCUGCUAAUUGGGUAACGAUAAAGUGAAACUGUAAUCUUGAGUUACUCUUUUGCAGUAGCAUGUGGUCAAUUCUUUUAUUUGAAUUUGUUUUGUUGUCAGAGCAGCAUUCAUCAUUUUAAGAUCAACUGUUACUUUGUUUCUUGGAUUUUUACUUCCCUAAGCAUAUACAAAGUGUAGCUUUGUUACUAUUAAAUAUAAUGGUUUAGUUUGCAUUAAUAAACUUUUCAUGUGGUCUAGAAAUGAGAUGAUUAAAAAGGUCCUUAACUGUGGUGAUGAUGCUUAUGCAAAUAUUUUUUUGAGGGAGUUCAGUACAUGGCUGAGAACAUUGCUACUUCUGGAACCUUAAGUGAACUCAAAAAAACUGAAUAGUAAGGAGGAUUGAUAAUGAAAUAUGGAAGCAUUCAUCUCAAUGUAAUGGGAUCCAGUUCAACCUAUGAUGGUGAAUAGAAGUUUCUUAGAGUCUCCACAGAAGUUCAGCAGCCUCCAGUGAUGUGAGGUAGUCUUUAUUGAUUCCGUUUCUAAGGAACAAGUGUUUACAAAAGGCAGCAUAAUAACUGGUACUCUGAUUGAGAGUCUAGUGACUGAAAAUAAGUCUUUAAUCCCCUACAUAGAGUUUUUCCACAUUAGGGUCCAAAUACACUGGUGAGUGAGGAUAGGGAUAGUUUGUCUUAACCUUUACCUAUUAUGCAGUGGAGAGAUUUCAAAGUGAAAUCCUGGCCCUUUUGAAGUCUAUAGCAAAACUAUAGACUUAGUGUCCCAUUCUGAAUCCUCUGUGUCCACCAAGGACUAUAUCUUGUACUCAAUAUAGAGAAAAUUCCAUUAACAUCAGUGAGAUUUUUGAUACAAGAUUCAAUAGAAUGUGUAUUGAAAGAACACAGAACCAGUCUUUAAAAAAUCAUUAAAAGUCUAGAAUUCUAGGCUAUGUUAUUUCUAAGCAGGUAGUAGUGUAGUAUGAAGGCUGUAUAUGGCCAUCAGUGGGAAAACACCGUUAUUGCUAGAAGUUACUGGAUAUCAUUGAAUACCAUUAAACUGUAUAUCACACUGACCUUAGCUCUAUCACUGGAUAUUCUUCCAAUGGGAGAUGCGUAAAUGCUGUACGUGGUUAUAAUAGAUUAUUUCAAUAAAACCAUUUUCUAAAAGGAAAAUCAGUGUCUUAAGAUUGAUUUGAAAAUGAUACAGCGUGAAACAAAUGGUUUAUUUUCAUUAUUUGUAACUUAUAGUAACAAAGGCUGUAACUAUGUUAAGGUAGGCCUUUAUGUAAAGCCACUGAGGGCCACAGAAGGUACAGCUGGAAGAGAAUGCAUUUGUAAACAUAAAUGAGGGCCUAAUUUGGUCUGUAAAACCUAUAAUCUGGAAAAUUAGGUUUGUCAAUAUGGAAAAAAAUGGAAGCUUAUUGGAAGUUAAAAAUGUGGGAAGAGGAUAAACAACACUGAAUUAAAUAUUACAAUGAAUAAAAUAAAACUCUGUAAUUUAUAUAAACAUAUGUAAUCCAAUUAUUGUAGAAUUUAGUGAAAGGUAGUGUGUUGCAUACCUUAUGUCUUGUUUGUGAUGGUUUUUGAUGCCAGGAUCUUUUUCCCUGUCUUCAGUAACUACCUAAGGCUUCCGAACACGUUGGGCUUUCUCAUGCAUUAAAUAGAACUCAUUAAUUUGUGCCAAUGCUUAAUUUUCAUUGUGUGUUUCAUUUCUGUAUCUUAAUGGUACUUUCAAUAUUUGAUAAUCUGCAGUGGUUUCCUCAUCAAUUCAGAUUUAAAGGGGCUCCACUGUGUCGACAAAAGGCUUGAAACUGUAUAUGCAAUGGGUGGCAGAAGUAAGCUGAGAGCAGGUAAAGGGUUUUAAUAUUUAAAUAAAAAAGGGUUGAUUGCUGUUUAAAAUUGUGUUGGUGUUUUCAAAAGGAGAGUGCUAGGAGACAUUGCUAAAUAAAAAAAAUUACUGUUUAAAUAUG